This is a messenger RNA of Girardinichthys multiradiatus, 8695 nucleotides long. It is a transcript of the gene lrrk2, whose product is annotated as leucine-rich repeat kinase 2. The transcript has 52 exons. Bases 473 to 8086 code for a protein of 2537 amino acids. Lineage: Eukaryota; Metazoa; Chordata; Actinopteri; Cyprinodontiformes; Goodeidae. Gene Ontology annotation, molecular function: ATP binding; GTP binding; protein kinase activity. Gene Ontology annotation, biological process: protein phosphorylation. The record is from RefSeq and is a predicted model, not a curated record.
UUACCGCUGCGCCCUCUCGCGGUAUCCGUUUCCAGACUCCCCUUUUAUAGACGGGAAGUUUUUCUGACUCGAGUCAUAUGAUGUGACCGUGGGAAGGCAGGAACACGCCUGUCCGAGCGGAACCAGCGGUCUUUCCCACAGAAACAACAGAACGUGUCCGACUCAACAAAAUGGGGAACACGUUGUUUGGCAAAGGAACGUUCUGGGAGGAAGCUGAUGUCAACGCUGGGACCGAAACUCCUCGUCACUGACAGCUUCCCCUCGCCAUGAUAACAAGUGGUAACUCUACUGUAGCUACUGUAAUAUUACGCAAAGGAGGUUACACAUGAUAAUAAGGUGUAAUGAUACAUGUGGCUGUCGUGGAAGUGUGAUGUUUGGCCUCACGAAUCACGUUCUCAUUGCGAACCGAGAGUGGACUGACUGACCUAAAUGCACGUCAAGCCUUCAGCAGGAAAACAGCUCUUCAAAGAUCAUGGAUAACAGAGAAGAAUUAGCAGAACGGCUGAAGAAACUGCUGGUGCGGCUGAAAACCCCACAGGAGGACAGGCAGCUGUCCACACUGAUUCAAAUCCUCAAGGAUCUGCUGUCUCUGGCGCGCACGGAACAUGCGGCUGAGCUGUUUGAAGACAAAGAUGUUCAUCUACCCCUCACAGUGGUACUUUCAUCUAAUAUGAGCAGCAAAGGAGUCCAGCAGGUGGGCUUAUCGCUACUGUGCCAGCUCUUUGAAAUAUGCCCAAACACCCUGGAGGAGCUCACUAGACCUCUGCAGGCCAGCCGGGAGUGGGAGAUACUGGGAGUGCACCAGCAGAUCCUGAAGGCCCUAUCUCAAUAUAUUACAGACCCUCAGGUGACCAUGUUUGGACUCAGAGCCCUGGCAGUACUGCUCAGAUCAGAUGCAGUUCCUCUGCUGAUGCUGGACGAAGAAGAGGAUGUGUUUAGCCUGGUUGUGGUGGCGAUGAAGACAUUUCCUACCAAUAAGGAAGUGCAGUUCCAAGGUUGUAUGGCUCUGCAGCUGCUGCUGGGCCAAGUAACUGAUGACCAUCUGGUUGAGUUUGUGGAAAACCAGGACCAUGUUGUGGUUCUUUCAGCUCUGCAGAUGUUCUCUGACUGCCCCAAGCUUCUCAUCCAGGCCAUGAAAAUGUUACUCCCUUUAGCUCGAACAGGCAGUAACGUGGAGGUGUUGAUGUCUGGAGGCACUCGGUGUUACAGCAUAGUCAUCGCUGCCAUGGAUGCUUUCCCUGAGGUGGAGGAGCUGCAGGAGACAGCCUGCCUGCUGUUCAGAAGGUUCACCUCAGAGAGUUUCUACAGCAUCCUGGUGACCAACGGCGUCCAGAGGGUCUCUCUGAGAGCCUGUCAGACCUUCCCUGACAAUGCUGCCCUGCAAGCUGCUGCCCUCUCCUGCCUGGCUGACCUUACUGCAACCAUUGUGCAGAACAAAGCGGUGGCUGAGCAGGGUCUGGAGGAAGGAGAGGAGGAAGAGGAGAGAGGCAUGGAGGGGGUGGAGGACAUGGGCCUGGACUGGAUGGAGGACUGCUGUACAGCGCUGGAGCUCCAUGCAGCUGAUCCGGCUGUUCAGGAAGCUGCGAGCUGGGCCAUUCAUAACCUGCUACUACACGGAGUCCAAGUAAAGCCUUCAGAUGAAGAGCAGGGUGGCAGGACUCCUGUUCACAGACAAUUAAUGGCUGCCAUGCUGCUCCACUCCACCUCUCCCAGUGUGUUCAUUGCAGCUACCAGUGCCAUCGCCACACUCAUUACCAACAACAGUAAAAUGAGCUCCUUGUUGCUGACUGGUGGCCUCCAUGUUAACCUGGUGGAGAUGAUGAAGAGACAUUCAAGCUCAGCAGAAGUCUCCAUCAGUGCCUGCAAGCUCUUAAAGCUGUUGUUCCAUGGAAGGACUGCCAGCCUGGAUGAGCUGAACAUGGCCAUGAGCCAGAUCCUCAACGUCAUGAAGGUCCACAACUUCCAGUCGGAGGUUCAGCUUGCAGCACUGGAGGCCAGUCUGAUCUUCCUUUGCCCAGACAGGAGCUUAAGGGAGAACGGUGCGUCCGUCUCAGAUCCUGACAUGGCUGAUGUGUCGCUGAGAGUCCUGAAGAACCAGUGUGUGGUAGAAGGGGCUCACACACUCUACCUGGAGGUCCUCAACAGGUUUAUUAGCAGGCCCACCCUACAGCAGUGCGGCCUGAAGGUGCUGUCAUCCCUGGCAGACUGCUCAGGUGCAGUGGACCUAUUGUGCCAGCAGGGGGCGAUAGACACAGUGCUUCAUACACUACAGAUGUUUCCGAAGGAACGAGAGAUACACUACUGGGGUCUGACCCUUCUUAGCUACCUCGUGACGAAGAAGAAGCUGUCGAGGAUGGUUGUGCCAGUCCUGGCCUCUGUUGUCGUCGCCUCCCUCAGUCAGUACAGACAAGAUUCUGAGAUGGUGUUGAAGUGUUUUCAGGUGGCGUAUAGGAUGUUGGACGCCUGCUCGGGGGCAGGAGCUGAACUGCAAAGAGAAGACUUCGACAGGCAGAUCUUCCAGCACCUCAGACAGGAGAGCAGGCAGAGUGUCAGCCCACUGCGGAGGUCGGUGUGUCUGGCUUUGUCAAAGAUGUGUUGCGACUCCGAGCUACACUACAGCAUGCUGGAAAAGGCCUGCAUGGAUGGCGACACGAUGAUGGCAGAGUGCCUCAUUGAGCUGGGGGCCGAUGUCAACACGAAGGCAAAAACAGAGUCUCUCAUUUAUCAGGUAUGUGAGAAAGGUGGUCCUCUGGAGCUGGUGGAGCUCCUGCUGAGCAGAGACACUCCUGAGCAGCAGCUCCGCAGGGCUCUGGCUGUAAGUGUGAAGAGGGGAGAUGGGCCCGUAGUUAUCCUGCUGCUCGGCCGGCUUGGUUUGGACCUCAACAACGGCGCCCUCUGUCUUGGAGGCUUCAGACUGGGCCGACUGGAUGCUGCCUGGCUGAGCCCUCUGCUGGCUGAACGAAACAGAGCAUACAGUCUGCGAUGCAACGGUAAAGGUGUAAGCUUGGCGAGGUACAUUCAGUCUCUGCAGAGGUCAAAGGGCGUCGGUGGUUUUUCUAGACCAAUGUCAGACCAGUGUCUGACUUCUGGCUACAUUUCUGAUGAAAGCGAUGACUCCAGCUUCAGUGGCGUGUCUAUGGAUGACAGCUUGUUUCUAAAUGACGACAUAGAGAGUGAUGGAAGUGAUUCAGUGUCGGCUCUGUCUCCAAAGUCAAAAAACAACUCAGCAGAGGAGCUGAGGGGAGACUCCUUGAGAAGGAAGCAGGGACGUCACAGACACGCCAGCGCAGAGAGUCCUAAAGCUGAAAAUGAAAACGGUGAACCCACACACAGAAGAUAUGGACGGACUCACUCGAAGUCAGUGCUGGGAUUUGCUGACAACUCUGCUGCUCUGCCCAAGGAAAAGGAGCGGAUCCGUCUGUUGGAUUUGUCAGGGAAUGAGUUGGACUCUCUGUCUUGUUUCCUGGAUGAUGCUUUUGUCCAGCAGCAGCUAUGGCAUGUCCUUCGUCUGGACCUGAGCAGCAACAGUCUGCUGGAGUUCCCCUCUGCCAUCUGCCAGAGUUUGAGAAGUCUGACCCGACUGGACCUGCAGGGUAACCAGCUUCAUUCGUUGCCAGAUGACCUGCUGGCUCUGCCCUCACUGAGCAUGCUCAAUGUCUCUCGUAACUUAAUCGGCCCUGUGUUGAGCUUCGACCCGGCGGUCACAUGCCCGUCACUCAGGCAGCUCAAUAUGUCAUUCAAUAAAGUCAGCACGUUCCCCUAUGAGCUGGGCCGGACCAUGGAAAAGCUGGAGGAGCUGUUCAUGGAAGGUAACAGUCUGACUGACCUGAGCUCAGCUCUCUAUCUCCCAGAGAUCAAGCUGCUGGAUGUGAGCAAGAAUAACGUGGAGAAGGUUUCCCCAGACUUUCUGACCAGCUGUCCCAAACUGGAAACCUUUAAUGCUUCAAUGAAUAAAAUCUGUUCCCUUUCACAGCUGCCAGCCAAGGUGACAACAUUGAAACUGGCUAACAACAACUUCACCCACGUUCCUGAGGCCAUACUGAAUCUACCAAUCUUACGGUCAUUGGACAUGAGGACCAACAACAUUGAUGUUUUACCUGGCCCGGGGUGCUGGGCGUCCCACAAAAUCAGGGAGCUAAUGUUCAGUCAGAACUGCAUCAAAGAGUUGGAUCUGAGUGGACCAAUCUACAGAUGGGCCGGACUGGAGAAGCUCCAUCUAAGUGACAACAAGCUUAGUGAGAUCCCACCACAAAUUGGGAUGAUAGAAGGCCUGACCUCUCUGGAUGUGAGUCGUAAUUCUAGCCUGAGGCUCUUCCCGGAAGAAAUGGGAAAGCUGGUCAGACUGUGGGACCUGCCACUGGAUGGCCUUCGACUUGAGCUGGAUCUGAAACUUAUUGGCAACAAGACCAAAGACAUAGUCAGGUUCCUGCAGCAGCGCCUGAAGAAGGCAGUGCCAUACCACCGCAUGAAGCUCAUUGUGGUGGGCAACACUAGCUGUGGAAAGACCACCCUCGUCAGGCAGCUGAUGAAGCUGAAGCGCUCCCAGUUGACCUCAAAACAGAGUGCUGUUGACGUUUUUGACUGGAUCAUCAAGGAACGGGACAAGAAGAAAAUGUUGUUGAAUGUCUGGGACUUCUCAGGUGGAGAGGAGCUCACUGGCUGUCACCCUCUCUUUCUUACAUCCAGAGCUCUCUACCUGGUUGUGUACAACCUCAGUAAAGGAGCCAGUCAGGUGGAUGCUCUGAAACCCUGGCUCUUCAACAUUAAAGCAGUGGCUCCGCUGUCUCCAGUCAUCCUUGUUGGAACCCACACUGACUUGAGUGAAGAGUUGCAGCUCCAGUCCUGCUUAAAUAAAAUCCAACAAGAGCUGCUGAACCAUCAAGGUUUCCCCACCAUUAGAGAUUAUCACAUGGUCUCGCUCUGUGAGGACUCAGACUCCAUUGUCAAACUCCGCAAGGCAAUCAUCAAAGAGGUCACCAGCUUCAAGAUUCAGGGCCAGCAUGUUAUGGGUCAACUGGUGCCAGAUAGCUACGUGGAGCUGGAACGUAGAAUUCUCCUGGAAAGGAUCAGGGUCCCACCAGAGUUUCCUGUCCUCAGAUACAAUAGGCUUCUGCAGCUUAUCGAGGAGAGCCAGCUUCAGCUGGAGGAAGCCGAACUGCCUCACGCCAUCCAUUUCCUCAGUGAAGUCGGCAUUUUAUUACACUUUGAUGACCCUGCACUCCAACUUCCGGAACUUUAUUUUAUCGACCCACAGUGGUUGUGUAACAUUCUGUCUCAGAAACUGACAUUGAAGAGCUGUGGUCUCUUGGAGCAACCAAAAGGAGUGGUUCAGCGUUCUGUUGUGGAAAGGUUUCUGUUAGAGACCAAAUUUUUCCCAAAGAGCCAUAUGGUCCAGUUCUUUAAGCUUCUGGAGAAGUUUCAGAUUGCCCUUCCUUUUGGUGAGGACCAGCUAUUGGUACCCAGCAGUUUGUCCAAACAAAGACCGGUUAUAGAACUACCACACUGUGAGAACUCUGAGGUGAUUGUACGUCUCUAUGAGAUGCCGUACUUCCCCAUGGAUUUCUGGUCUCGGCAGAUCAGUCGCCUUUUAGAAGUCUCCUCGUAUUUGCUCUGUGGAAGAGAAAAGGUGCUUCGACCCAACCGUAUUUACUGGAGGCGAGGCAUUUACCUAAACUGGUCCCCUGAAGCAUACUGUCUGAUGGAGGCAACUUCAGAUGAGCAGAGUCCCUCCAGCUUUGUCAGGAUAACUGUGCCCUCAUCUCAAAAAGGCCGAGUGUUACUGGGCCAAGUGGUGGACCAUGUUGACUCUGUACUGGAGGAAUGGUUUCCUGGCCUGCUCAACACUGACAUGCAUGGCAAUGGAGAGGCUUUGCUGAAGAAGUGGGUUCUCUACAGUUUUGAAGAUGGCCAGGAGUUGAGGAAGAUUCUGUUGGAUGACCUUUACAGGCAUUUUGAUCAUGAUUUUUUGCUGGUGAACCCAGAGAAUCCACGCUAUAGGCUCCCGAUUUCUCAGAUCGCCCCAGACCUGGUGCUGAGUGACCAGCCUGCAGGAACAUUACUGGACAGCGAGGAAUUGAAAGUAGACCUCUCCACAGAGAACAGACUAGGGAAUGGAGGUUUUGGAACAGUUUAUCGAGGAGUUUAUAAAAACGAAGAAGUUGCUGUGAAGGUUUUCAACAAGCAUGCUUCUGAUCUUUAUGUCCACAGACUCCUCAGACAGGAACUGGCAGUGCUAGGUCGUCUCCGGCACCCCAGCCUGGUGGGCCUGCUGGCCGGCAGCUCCGCUCCUCAGGUCCUGGUGAUGGAGCUAGCUCUCAGAGGCUCUCUAGACUCCCUCUUUGACCAUGAGAAUGGUAGCCUCAACCGAAAGCUGCAGCACAGGAUCGCCCUGCAUGUGGCAGAUGGACUCAGGUACCUCCAUUUUGCAAUGAUCAUAUAUCGGGAUCUGAAGCCCCACAACGUGCUCCUGUUCAACCUGAAAACUGACUCAGAGAUCAUCGCUAAAAUUACCGACUAUGGGAUCGCUCAGUACUGUUGUAGCAUGGGAGUGAGGAGCUCCGAGGGCACUCCAGGUUUCCGAGCACCUGAGGUGGCCCGAGGUAAUGUGAUCUACAACCAGCAGGCUGAUGUGUUCUCGUUCGGCCUGCUGCUAUACGACCUGCUGACGAGCGGUGAGCGCAUUUCAGACGGCAUGAAGUUCCCCAGUGAGUUUGAUGAAAUCGCAGUGCAGGGAAAGCUGCCAGACCCAGUAAAGCAGUACGGCUGUUCACCUUGGCCAAACUUCCAGGCUCUGAUGAUGGACUGUCUGAGGGAAAGCCCACAGGAUCGACCCACCUCCGCUCAGCUGUUCGACAGGCUGAAUUCGGGGGAGAUGCUCUGCUUAAUGAGUGAAGUGAAGGUUUCCAGCAUGUUCAGUGCUCAGUGCAUUACAGUGAGCUGCAGGAGCAGCAGUGGUCAGAGAACAUCAAGCCAAACAGCCUGGCUCGGCGGGGGCAGCAGCUCCCGGAAGAGAGGCUUCAUCACAGCUGUGGACCUGCAGACCAACACGGUCACCUCAAAGGAGGUCGACACCAGUCCCGUCCUUUGCCUUGCAACAGUCCGGAUCCCAAACGAUGAAUCUGAUUGGCUGGUAGCAGGCACACAGUCCGGCUCCUUGCUGGUCAUCAGCACCCAGGACGUUUCCACUUGGCACCACCUGCAGAGCGUCACUGAUGCCGUCACCUCACUGUACUUCCAUCUACACCCUCAGCACAUCCAAAGAACAAAUUAUUUGUUGGUCGGGACCGCAGAUGGAGUUCUUAGUGUCUAUGAGGAGUCUGUACUCAUGCAGGAGAACGGUCAGCCAGUUAAAACUCUCACCGUGGGAAACAUCAGCACUCCGCUCAUGUGUUUGGGCCAGUCGACUCACUCCCUGGACAACAAGUCCGUCUGGGCCGGCUGCGGGACCAAGAUCCUCUCUUUCUCUGUCGACUACGACGUCUGCAAGUCCAUCGACACGAGACCACACCCCAUCUUCCACCAGCAGCGGCCUCUGAGUAGCGAGGCGUUUGUUUCCCGCAUGGUGGUGGACAAACAUGUGUAUCUUAGCAAAGCUGGGACACCAACUGUUGAGGUCUGGGAUAAGAGGAGUGAGAGGAUGGUGGACUGCAUCAACUGCUCUCAGAUCAUUAGGCAAGAAUCGGGCUGCAGGCGGGGCAGCAGAGUAGAGCUGCCCUCUGAGGCUUCACCUUCCUGGGCCACAGUUAAGGCCUUGAUGAUGCAGAACACUGCAGCUCUCUGGAUCGGCACUAGAGGGGGCUACCUGCUCCUGCUUGAGCUCUCCAAUCAUCAGACCCUGCAGGUCAUGGCACCUUCGUGUAAUUCCAUUUGCUCCAUCUCCUCAGCAUUCAAACAGUCGAUGAACUGGAAGAACGCGGUGCUGGUUUUGGGCCGGAGGCUCCCACGAGACAAGAAUCAGGAUGAUGAGGAGACUUUGCUGAUGGUGUGGAACAGCAUGCUGCCUCUUGAGGUCAAAGACCUGAAAAAGCACUGUGAGAAGAGAGCGCGAGCAGCAGCCAGAAUGAGAGAGCAGCUCCAUCACACCUGAACAACAGGCUCGGAUUGGAGGAGUCGGCCAAAAGGGAUCAACACUUCAGCUGCACUGAACCGGAUGUUUUACCUCAGUUUCUGACGACCACAUGCACUUUUCAGGACUCUGACCCUGGAUGUUCAAUAAGACUGGAAAACUGAAGAAUCCACUGCUAGAUUUAUUUUUCUCUUGUCUUUUAACCCAGCUCACUUCAAAAAUAAAGUGGCAUGUGUUGUUAGAUAAUGACGGUCUUUGAAUUUUGGGAGGUUUUUUUAAAGGGACACUGUUGGUUUGCGAUUUUAGUCUCAAGAACUGAGGAGAUGUUAACGACAUCCUGCUCCCGAUAAACAGAUAUGGAUUUUCACUUUGUGUACAAUAAGAAAAGCAGAAACUGGAAAGAAAGCACAAAAAGAAAAGCCAUAAAAAGUGUCCAUUGGAUUAUUUAUUUCCGUGUUUGUGUGCCCAUAUUUACCAGUUUAUUAAGCCAUUCUACAUAGAUGGGGUAAAACGUUCUUCUAAUGCUGCCUUACUUGUACAUGUUUUGAGUAUUUUUUUAAUGGGCAUCCUUGUAGCUGAAGUCACUGUGAUGCCAAACAAAGCAAGUCAAUAAAAGCUAUUUUGGAUACA